AAUGGAGACAUUGCAGAAUCAGAGAGGUCUUGAUUAUGGACACAAGGGCAAGUCCAUUGGAAAAAGCUGUGGCAACAAUGCAAUAGUCACCAGCAAUCCCAUGACAGUUCAACAUCUGGGACCUCUUUCACCUUCAGUGAAUCAGCUUUCAACAGCAUGCAGCCAGAUUAGCCCUAGCUUACAAAGGUCUAUGGAUGCUUCCAGCCUGAGUGCUUCUUCAUCAGAUACAAGGUCACUCUUGUCAUGUGAGACUCUAGCCUCUACAACGUUAAGCUUGUCAGAAGGUCACUCUCCUCUGACUAUUGAACAAGAGUGGUCACGUAGGUACAGGACAUUUUCUUCUGUUCUCCCUGACCAUGGUUUACAAAAUGGCAGUGAGCUGGGGGAUCUAAUAAAUUGUUUGCCUGAAGCAUCUAUAUCCAGUAACUCAUUGCCAUCCUACUUAUAUGGCAUGGAAAACAAGAAUUCCCCUUACUCUAGUCCUUGCCAGUCCUCAGUCUGGUGUCAAUCAGCCCGCUCCAAAAAGAGAGCACUCUCUGCAUCUCCUCUGUCUGACGGCAUUGGGAUCGAGUUCAAUACCAUCAUUCGUACAUCCCCAACUUCUCUGGUGGCCUACAUCAACAGCUCCAGGGCAUCGCCAGCAAACGUCUCCCCACAGCCUGAGGUCUAUGGACAUUUUCUGGGAGUGAGGGGAAGCUGUAUACCCCAACACUGCUCUGUUUCAACUGCCCAGAAAGCCUUCCUCAUGGCGAAUGGCAAUGUCACUAUUCCAGGGUAUGCUGAGAACGGAACAGGUGAGUACCAGCGGAUGCAGCAGCUGGAGCAAGCCAGCUUGCAGAUGGUUGCCACAAAUAAUAUGGUGAUCCAGCAGGGUGUGCUGCCCAUGGACAGCCAGGCGAUGGACAUUCUAAAAAAUGAACAGCUGGAUGACUUCUCAGGCCCUGUUGUUGACAUGCCUCUUUCACCCCUGGUGCUGCCACCACCUCCUCCGCAAGGGCCACCCCCGCCAUACCAUGCUCACCAGCACCGGCACCCCCACGGCCUCCCCAGCCACAUCCCCCCGCUGCAGGUACUGCCUCCUGCCCCGGCUGCCCUGCUGGAGGAAGAUGGAGAGCUGGAUGAUUUAAAUGGCAAGCAUGGCUGUUUCUGGGUUGACUGCGGGAAGCUGUAUGACCACCAAGAGGAGCUUGUGCGGCACAUAGAGAAGAUCCACAUAGACCAGAGGAAGGGAGAGGACUUCACCUGCUUCUGGGCAGGCUGCCCUCGAAGGUUCAAGCCAUUUAAUGCCCGUUACAAACUGCUGAUUCACAUGAGAGUCCACUCAGGAGAGAAGCCGAACAAGUGCACAUUUGAGGGUUGCAAGAAAGCCUUUUCCAGACUAGAAAAUCUCAAGAUUCACCUAAGGAGCCAUACGGGUGAGAAGCCGUACCUCUGCCAGCACCCUGGCUGCCAGAAAGCUUUCAGCAACUCCAGCGACCGCGCCAAGCACCAGAGGACACACUUGGACACUAAACCUUAUGCAUGUGAGAUUCCAGGAUGUUCUAAGCGAUACACAGAUCCAAGUUCCCUGAGAAAACAUGUGAAAGCCCAUUCUUCCAAAGAUCAACAAGUCAGGAAAAAGUUGCGAUCAAGCUCAGAGAUUGGCCAGGACCUCCUGAAUGACUGCCUUGCAAUCCAGCCCCUCCAGCCAGCCCUGUCACCACAUGAUGCUGUAGAUAAUACCAUGGGACACUCCCCAGGGCCUGCUUGUGAUCUUUACCCAGCAGCUGUGAUCCCCAGCACACAGAUAAAUCAAAGUGGGACAGCAGCUGAGGCAGUGUCCCUGUCCCACCCCAGCAGCCACUCUUCCCCAGGACACACCAUACAGGGCAGUCCUCUGCAUCCUCCCCAGCUCGCUCUUCUCGCAGCUGCAGACUCAGAGAGGUUUGUUGCUCUACCUCCUUCUCAUCACAUCAGCCCCCAGAGAAUGUCCAUCCAACAUGCCAUGAUGCAGAGACAGACUCCACAACCUCCUCAGCUUCCACACCUUGCAGGGAUGCCUCUGAAGACAUACCAACCAGCAGAAAGCCCUUCUUUUCAGCCAAAUGCCCUUCACAUCCAGGGUUUUUAUGGGCAGCUUCAGACAUUCUGUCCCCCACAUUAUGCUGACACUCAGAAGAACAUACAAGACAGUGUUUCUUGCAAUAUGGUUCCUCCUGUUGACCACUCAGCUCUCACAUCAGCAGGCCAGGGAGAGCUUGGCAUAUUCCAUGGAAGUUUUUCAGAUCAUUCUGGUAUCAAAGUGUAUGAUUUCCCAGCAGGGUCUGUAGGUAUCUUUGGUGAUUCAGCUUGCAGCAUGCCAGAGGACAGCAGUUUCCUACAAGUAAAUGCAGUGGAUCAUUGUUCCAGCCAGCUUUCUUCUGUAUACACUGAAGGCUAAAGUAAUGUAUAUCUAGUUACAACAACUUGAUUCUGUUUCAUCUUCCGUUUCUGUUAUUUCCCUACAAAUUUUUUCUCUCCAUGAAACUGCCAUGUAUGUAUGGGGAUAUGACUACAUAUACAUACAUAAUGGAGAGGAAAAAAGCAAUGACCAAGCAUUCUUCAUUUAAUCAAGCAGCAAACUGAGAAGGAGAAUAUUUGGAGAAAGCAAGCUUUACCAAAACCUUAGCAAUUGUUUUUUUUCUUCUUAUCUGUGGUACAGCAACUACACUUUUUAAAUUAUUUCUUCUUUUAAUUUCUCAAAGGGAAUUCAGAGACCAAAUAAGAAAACUAGUUGUUGGCUGUAAUCCUUUCAAGCUGAAUGGGUGCACUUACAGAAGAAAACAGCUUUAGAAAAUUCCUUUUUCAAAAAAGGAAAAGAAGCAAAACCAGAGCAUACUACAAACAUUUCAAAGGCAUACAGUUUUUGCACAACCUGUCUGCAUGUGAUAGUUCCAAAGUUUAACACACAACAGUAUCCAAAAUGGAGAGAAAUUAGACAUAUAUAUAGG
This is a messenger RNA of Lonchura striata (white-rumped munia), 2969 nucleotides long. RefSeq names its product GLIS family zinc finger 3 (gene GLIS3). Gene Ontology annotation, molecular function: RNA polymerase II cis-regulatory region sequence-specific DNA binding; DNA-binding transcription factor activity, RNA polymerase II-specific. The record is from RefSeq and is a predicted model, not a curated record. Gene Ontology annotation, biological process: regulation of transcription by RNA polymerase II. Gene Ontology annotation, cellular component: nucleus. NCBI's taxonomy places the organism in Eukaryota, Metazoa, Chordata, Aves, Passeriformes, Estrildidae.